AGAACUACCAAAAUUUUGGAACUAUUGUUUAUUUUUUCGUUCUUUUUAACCUCAUUAUAUGAAUUGCGAAUUGUACAUUUUUUCUCGUAUUCUAUAGAACUCACCAUUUUGUGCCGUUUUAUGUGUGUAAUAUAAUAAUUAUGGCUGCAGGCGAUAGAAAUGUUGUGCGUUUGAUCAUAGAUUUGAAUCUGCAAUUUGAGGCGUUCGAUGACUACAAUGCUCCCAAUUUGUAUGACGAGCUGAUGGACCUGCACAAGUUAACUUACGACAGGAUCUUCAGUGAAUUGCCUCAAGUGUUUGAAUGCAACAGAAACGAUGAUUCCCCACUGUGGAAAUACAUUCUGAUCAAUUGUCAUUGCCUGUUCAAAUUGAUCAAGAAUCAAGCGAGUUUCGAGUUGGACAGUCUGAAAUCUAAGAAGGAAUUCGAGAAGGCCUUGUCGAUCCUCGUAUGCUUUGGGAUCAAGUGUCACUUGGUGCCGGGGAUGCCUCAGUAUUCUCAGUGCAACUUGAAUUGCCUCGUCAAGGACGAUUGUUAUUUGAUUCUUAAACAGUACAAUUAUCUGCUGGUGACUGUUUUCACUUUGCUGGAAUGCAUGAAGAAUUCUUAUUUGAAGUCGUUCAUCUUGCUGAAUCAGAUUCAGCCUAUUAUGAAUGGGCUUUACCAGUUGAUGCAUUGUCCGCUGAAGAAGCCGUCGUCGAAGACGGAUGCCGGUUUUCAAAUGACCCACGAGAUCUACGAGAGGAUCAUGAAUCAAAGGGCCGCGUUGCAGAGUUACUGGCGGGUCAUCCCGGAUGCGAUGUCGAUGUCGCAGUACGUUAAGGAAACACUGGUGCUGCUGGAUAAGAACGAGUGCAAGUGGUUCGUGAAAGCGGUGAGCAGGAAUCUGACGAAGCUGAUUCAGGCCAAAGACGGGAUUCAGACGGUGAGCGUCGCCUUGCUGCAGAACACGGCUGGUUACGAUCCGAACGAUUCGGCGAACGCGUGGAAAGCCUUGGUCACCAUCUUCAAGUUGAUAAACUCGUUGAGCAACAGUGUAGAUUUCGAGGGGAAUAUAUGCAAGCAGAUCAUCGGGUUGCUGAGCGCGGAUUCCGCUUACAAGACGACUUUUCAAUCGAUCUUCGUUGGAUGUCUGAAGAACUUCCAUUUGGAGGGAAAAUCGCAGAAGCUGAUCGACGCGUUGUUCGAACCGCUCAUGGUUUUGGUGGAUCCCAACAUUGCGGUGACGGGUGAGCGCGAAUUGAACGAGCUCGGACGAUCCGUCUCCAUAUUGCAUUCGUCUUGCAUCGGGCGCAGCUUGAACAUGCCCAAUCUUUCCAUCGAGACCAUCAAACCGGUCAUCAACAUUCUCUUCCACUGCUACGACCCGAGAUCCAAGAACGCUUUCAACAGGAAACUCACGGAACUCAUCUGCAAGUUCUUCAAGGAGAACAGCACGUACGAGGUGUACGAUCAGAUCAUGUUCGGCGGAAUGAGAAACAAUGUUAUCUUGAGGCCGAGAGAGGACGUCUGCGUCGUGGUAACGGACGACGCGAUAAUUAUUAAGAGGAUGGAAAGCGGCUGGGACAAGUACUCCGAUAAAUUGGUGAUGCUGUGCAAGAAGGACUCGAGAUUGUCGAUGAAGCUGUUCCUGCAUCUCCUCAAUUGCUUGAAGAACGAAAUGCAGAGCGACACCACCGAAUACCAGAAGGCUGGCAGAUGCGAGACGAUCUAUCAGAGUUUAUGUCUUUUAGCUAUCGAUCCGGUGAUCGUGGAGAAGAUCCAUCAGGCGCCGCAGGAUAUCGUCUCGUUCAUGGUCUUCGUGCUGAAGAACAUCAAGAGCAAAGGGCAUCAGGCGAACGAUCCGAACGUGGCAAUCACGAAGUGCGUUCUGUCUCUGGUUUUGCUGCUGGUGAAAACCGACGAGAAAGGGUUCCUGAUCCAUUACGAACCGCUGGUUGAGCCGUUGCGCGAACUCCUCACCAACGACAGCUACAGCGGACUGAAAGGAUUGAUCACGGAAGUUCUGGAUUUGUUAAGGAAUAAACUGAGGAGGCGGAAGACUAAGGUCAGCACGGCUGCUGAGAAAGCUAUACUGGACGUAUGCGAUCAGCAUAUACCUGUGAGGGCGCACGGUUUAUUGACGUUAACCAAAUUGAUCUUAGCCGAAGAUCAUUCGGCUGUCGAACGAAAGGAUUUCAUCUUAACGCUAUUUCAGCAAAGCGUUGGUCACUCCGAUUCUUACGUCUAUUUAAUGGCUAUUAAUGGUUUAGCCGCCAUGGGAAAAAUGUACCCCAAAGACGUAUUAGAAUCUUUGACAGACGACUACUUGGAUCCGUCCAGGAGGAACGAGGAUAACAGGAACGCGAACCGCUUAAAAGUUGGAGAGACUCUGGUCAGAUUAACCAGGAAUUUAGAUGAAAAAGUCUUGCCGUAUAAAUCCAUGCUACUGAACACGUUUCUGGCUGCAGUCAAAGACGACGACUUUCUGAUCAGAGCUUCCAGCCUAUCCAAUCUCGGCGAAGUCUGCAGGAUUCUCGCGUACAAAUUAGGCCCGAUCUUACCGAACAUUCUGAAAUGCGUGCACGACGUACUCACCGACGAUCCAGCGAUCGAAGCGCGAAGAGCCUCCGUCACCGUUCUUCGACAGUUGUUCGAAGGACUAGAGAGAGACACCCUUGUCGUCCUGCAGGAUCACAUAGCCGAGAUCUACCAGACGCUGAAACAUCUUUACAACAACAACGAGGACGAAGUUAUGAAACUUCAAGCGCAGUUGGCCUUGGAACAAUUGAACGACAACAUCCUGCAGUACAUGAGGAGUCUGAAAAUUUGAUCGAAUCAAUUAAUUCUGCCACAAAAACUGU
Nicrophorus vespilloides is the source of this 2841-nucleotide messenger RNA. RefSeq names its product transport and Golgi organization protein 6 (gene Tango6). The transcript is spliced from 5 exons. Gene Ontology annotation, biological process: protein secretion. The record is from RefSeq and is a predicted model, not a curated record. The coding region runs from base 141 to 2810 and encodes 889 amino acids. NCBI's taxonomy places the organism in Eukaryota, Metazoa, Arthropoda, Insecta, Coleoptera, Silphidae.